This is a messenger RNA of Lates calcarifer (barramundi perch), 3453 nucleotides long. RefSeq names its product dpy-19-like 1, like (H. sapiens) (gene dpy19l1l). Lineage: Eukaryota; Metazoa; Chordata; Actinopteri; Centropomidae. The transcript has 22 exons. The coding region runs from base 178 to 2394 and encodes 738 amino acids. Gene Ontology annotation, cellular component: nuclear inner membrane. The record is from RefSeq and is a predicted model, not a curated record. Gene Ontology annotation, molecular function: mannosyltransferase activity.
CAGAUUUCUACGAGUGUCAGUGAAAGCAUCGCUCAGGUAGUAAAGGGGCAGAUCCGAGGACCAGAUACGAGGAACCGUGGGGCUGCUUAGCUCCGCUCACACCCCUCGGGUUGUGUUUUCUCCCCCCCCCCUCAACGGCUCCCCGGCUGCCUAACCUCGGCUCUUUCCUGGAAGACCAUGGUGGCUAAAAACAGAAAACAGACCGGGAAGAGUCCGGCGACCCAGGCUGACCGCGACAAGAGCCCGCUUGUUUCGCCCCCUGGCAAAAGUAACAUCAGGCGACCAGGCAGGGAGGGCAAGCCUUUCACCAGCUCUCAUUCGAACGGGCUCUCGGGCAUCAGACACAAGCUCGGGCUAACUCCCUCCGCAGCCGUGAAGCUGGGAAUUACUCUUCUCCUCGCUGCUCUGACUGGAUAUCUGCACUGGUAUCAUCUCUCACAGCUGUUUGAGAAUGACAGACACUUUUCACAUCUGUCAAACCUGGAGAAAGAGAUGGCUUUUCGGACGGAAAUGGGUCUGUACUACUCCUACUAUAAAACCAUUAUUGAGGCACCCUCUUUCCUGGACGGCCUCUACAUGGUCAUGAAUGAUCGGCUGACGGAGUACCCCUUGGUUAUUAACACACUGAAGAGAUUUAAUCUCUAUCCAGAGGUGGUCCUGGCCAGCUGGUACCGGAUGUACACAGGUGUGAUGGGCUACUUAGGGAUUCCCACAAAGAUGUGCUGGUCCAUCAACAGAGGAGAGGGCCUCACUCCUGUGGAUAGCUGUGAAGGAAUGGGUGAUCCAGCAUAUUUCUAUGUGACCUGUGUGUUCCUGCUGAACGGUGUGAUGAUGAGCCUGUUCUUCAUUUACGGUGCCUACCUCAGUGGCAGUCGGCUGGGCGGCGUUGUUACCACAAUGUGUUUUUUCUUCAACCACGGUGAGAGCACUCGUGUGAUGUGGACUCCGCCACUCAGGGAGAGCUUUGCUUACCCUUUUUUAGUCCUGCAGAUGCUUCUUCUCACCUACAUCCUACGGACACGGAACCCGAGCAGGACAGCCAUGGUCGCUCUGGGCAUCUCCAAUUUGUGCUUCAUGCUGCCUUGGCAGUUCGCCCAGUUUGUGCUGCUCACUCAGGUGGCUUCUCUGUUUGCUUCGUACAUCCUGGGUUACCUCGGUCCUGCCAAGAUGCAGUCUAUCCUGGUCACUCAUAUGAUCACACUUGGCGUCUGCUUCAUCCUGAUGUUUGGUAACUCCAUGCUCCUCACAUCAUUCUACGCCUCCUCGCUCGUCUCCAUCUGGGCAAUCAUUGCACUGAGGGAUCGAUUCACUCAAGUUUUCAAACCUGGCAUCAUCAUUUGGGUUAUGCAGGGUUUGGCGUGGGUCGGCUCCACAGUUCUACUCAAAUUCAUGUUGUCCACAGUCCUUGGUGCCUCUGAUGAUGCUCACAUCAGUGGACUGAUCAAGUCUAAGUUCACCAGCUACAAGGACUUCCACACUCUGAUGUACACGUGUGCUGCAGAAUUUGAUUUCAUGGAGUUGGAGACCCCCUUGCGUUACCUCAAAACAUUGCUGCUGCCCAUCAACAUGCUGGUGGUUGCUCUCAUUGCUGCGAGGACCAUGCAGGAUAUAGUCCGAUUCCUGAGAGAUGGAGGGAAGGCGUCUGGCAAGACUGAAGAUGUUGAUGAAGCUGCAGGGUCUGAGAUAGCUGCAAAAGGAGAGCUGGUCUACCACAGUCUGCAGCUGGUGGCCUUUGCUGUCCUGGCAAUCCUCAUCAUGCGUCUGAAGCUCUUCCUGACGCCCCACAUGUGCAUCAUGGCCUCGCUCAUCUGCUCCAAACAGCUGUUUGCUUGGAUCGGGGAGAAGUAUAAGCACCAGAUUGUGGUGUUUGCUGUAAUGGCCAUCAUGGCCAUACAGGGAGUAGCCAACCUGCAGGCCCAGUGGGCGAUCAUCGGAGAGUUUAGCAACCUGCCACAGGAGGAGCUGCUGGACUGGAUCCAGGACAACACCCGUCCAGAUUCUGUCUUUGCGGGAGCGAUGCCCACCAUGGCCAGUGUGAAGCUGUCCACGGGUCGUCCCAUUGUCAACCACCCACACUAUGAAGAUGCUGGUCUGAGGGAGAGAACCAAGCUGGUCUACUCCAUGUACAGCCGCAUGUCUGGAGAAACCGUAAAGAGAAAUCUGAUGAAGCUGGGAGUGGACUUCUUUGUCCUGGAGGACUCCUGGUGCACCAGGCGAACCAGGCCCGGGUGCAGCAUGCCAGAGAUCUGGGACAUCGAGGAUCCCCAAAACGUUGGUAAAACUCCUCUAUGCACCCACAUGUCCAGGAACUCACGACCCCACUUCACCACAGUCUUUUCCAAUGACAUUUAUAAAGUUCUCAAAGUCCCCAAAGUCACCAAAGAUCUCAGAUAACACCAUGGGAUGUACCAGUGCAGCGCCAAACUUGUUCUUUCCACCGGUUUUGUUUUUUUUGGAUAUAUUUUUUGGUCAGUCACUGCUGUUGCUGCUUUUUACUUCCCACAACUCAAACCCCCAUGGUUGCCCCUUUUUUUUCACGGUGCUUUGAUUCACUGAGAGAUGGACAAGUAAUAUUUGGAUAUGCCAAAACAAUCUGCCGUGCGUCUGACCUCAUGGUUCUCAGUAUGAAAGAAACUCCCUGUCCCCACAUUUUGCCAAUCAUCCUUCUUGCUGCAGCUUUGUCAUCCAGUGAUGUUCCCAUAAUGCUUCGGUCAGUGCCCAAGUGAAAACCAAAAGGUGUUGUAGCUCUUUGUUUAGCUUGCUGCAUUAGUUCUGUUACACACAGUCUUUAUUUUAAGAAAUACCGUUCAAACAUAAUUUUUUACUGUAUGUAAUAAUUUGUUUUUGACUUUUGCUUAAGAAGUAAAUUUUGUCUGGCAGGACUAAUUGAUGAUGUCCACAUACUGUGAAGCAAUACCCUUUGCAAACUUGACAAAAGCUGACUUCUUUUGUCAUGCACGGUGUUGAUCUCUGAAAAGAUUUUCAGAUUUUUUUUUAUAAUUUAUUAGUGUGAAUAUUUUUAUGCAAAGUUCAAGGUGUUAAGACAUUUUCUUUCAACAGUGUUUUAAGAGUCCUGGAAAUCACAGGGGAAAAUUCUGUUCUUGUGAAAGCUGUGGAAGCUUUGAAAAUCUUUGUAAUACAUAUCAUUCAACAUUGGUGUCUAGAUUGGGUUCACUCAAGAAUAUUUUUAGCUAAAUUUCACUGAGUAGAAGAGCUUUUGUUCUUAAGUCAGUUCUGAGUUUUUUAUGGCGAAACAUAUUUGAAAAGAAAAAACAAGUGGCCAACAUUUUUGUAAAUACCCAAACAGCUGUUUUGUACAAUACCCAUGUACGGCCUUUAAAAGGUUCUUUGUGUUUCUUGAAUUAUUGUUUAUUGCCAAAGGAAGUCUUGUUAUCAAAGCUGGGUAUUCGGGGUACUGUAGCAAAUAAAAGAUGUGUUUUUAGUGAUGGAGAA